ACAGACACAAGAAAUUAGACACACCAUCUCUCCCUUCCUCCCUCUCUGUCUCUCUCCAAGAAAAUUCAAACACGAAGAAGAAAGUCAGACAAACACCAUUGACUCAUUCUCAUUCUGAUUGCUUUCCAUUGGAAGAAGUAGAAGAAGAAGAAAAAGAAGAAGAAGAAGAAGAAGAAGAUCAAAGAUACAAAGAAGAUAAUAAGAGAAACAAGAAAAAGAGCAAAAAUAAGAAGGCGACGAUAAGUGGAAGAAAAGGAAUAGGAGAAGAAGUUCAAGAGCAGAAAUAACGAAAACAAAUACACAUAAUGCCCACAAAGCUCUUACGAAAGGCAGCUGGGGUGAUGAAAGACCAAAGAAGUCUCUACCUCAUCAAGAUCUCAGGAAAGAAAGGCCUUCGAAACCCCAGCCUCGAGGCUGCCAUCAUCAAAGCCACCAGCCAUGACGAAUCCACCAUGGAUUACAAGAAUGCUAACCGUGUCUUCAACUGGAUCAAGACCUCCCCCACUUUCCUCAGACCCUUCUUUUGGUCCCUCACGAAGCGCAUCGAAAAAACUCAUAGCUGGGUUGUCACCCUCAAAGGCCUAAUGCUCAUCCAUGGCGUCUUCUGCACAAAAAUCCCCACCAUCAAGAAGAUUGGACGGCUCCCAUUCGAUCUCUCCAAUUUCCAUGACCGCUAUUCCAACUCCGCCAGGGCGUGGGGCUUCAGCGCCUUUGUUCGGGCCUACUAUGCAUUCCUUGAUCAGCAUUCCAGCUUCUUGAGCUGCAAGUGCGAACAAGAAGAAGAAGAGAUGCCAAGGGGAGGAAAAUCUAUGGAGAGGUCUCUAUCAAGAUUGCACCAACUCCAAACGUUGCUAGAUCUUUUGUUGCAGAUCAAGCCAUAUGGGGAUGGCAUGGAAGUGGGCCUUGUUGUCGAAGCGAUGGAUUGUGUUGUAAUUGAAAUCUUUGAAGUCUAUAGUGGAAUUUGCAAUGAGGUCGUGUAUGUUCUCUCUGGGAUAUUUUCAGUAAGGAACCCUCAAGCACCCAUGGCGCUGAAGAUUCUAAAGAGGGUGGCGACGCAGAAUUCCCAGCUCUCAGCCUAUUUUGCUGUUUGUAGGAACAUGGGGGUAUUGAAUGCGACAGAAUUCCCGCCCAUCGAGCAGAUUCCAGAAGAAGACAUUUACGAUAUCGAAUGCAUUAUACGCAGUGUUCAGGGAAAUCAAAAAUUGGGUUCUAUAGAAUCGGAGAAUGCACGGCCCAGCAGGAGGCAGUGGGAAGGAGAACAGAAGGAUUCCAAGAAGUCAUUGAGGACAGUCAUUACGGAGAACUGGGAAGUUUUUAAUGAUGAAUUGGAGGACGGAGGAGUGGAAGAAGGGAAGGGAAUUGGAGGAGGGAAGAAAGAUUUUGUAAAUGAUUUUGGAGCCUGUUUGGAUGUUGGUAGUAAUGGGAAUUUGAAUGGGUUUUUGCAUUUGCAGGAACAACCAAAGAAUCUAAUGCUAUUAUAGUACAAUGCCAUUGAGGUGCCUAAAAAUUAGAGGAAUUUAAUGACCAUUUGAAGGAUUUGUAAACAAAAGCACGUCUUGUUUCUCUUGGAUUUUUAUUUUAUUUUUAAUUUUGUCUUCUUUGUAUAAUGGGUUUUUUUUUUCCUCUUUUACUUUUUGAUUGGACUUUUAGUAUAAUGAGAGAAGGUUGAGUUUCAAUGCGAUGAUUUUCACAACAUGCAUGGUACUUAGUAUUAGAAUUAAUGCGUUUGGAUGUCUUAUUAAGAUAGUUUGUGAUAUUUUGACUUUGAAUUUUAAUUGUAUGUAUUUAUUAUGCUCUUUUUUAGUUUGUAAAAUUGUACAUAGUUUUUUAUAUACUGUUUGGUUGAUGCCAUAAAAAUGUGUAUAAACCACUGAUCAUCUCAUAAUAAUCACAUUUUGGUGUAAGGUUCUAACAUUUGAUCAUGUCCAACAAAAUAAACGGUCCACCUUAAUUAUAGCAAAUGGAUUAAUCAAUUGAAUAAUCAAUUUGGAUAGUCAACUUUGCGGUCCUGCUUGGAUUGCACAUCUCUCUCGUGAAUGAAAUUGAUUACAUCAACAUAACCAUUAGACCAAUGGUUAAGAAAACGGAUGGUUGAGAUUCUUUGUAAAUGAACUGACUGAUCAUGAAUACGAAGCAUCCAUCAUGUGGCCCAUUUUUAUUGCAGUGUUCUCUCAUGAAUCAAUUUGAUCAAAUCAUCCUUCACCUGUUCCAUCAAUGGCUAGGAAAAUGGAUAUUUUUUUAGAAAGGUGGGAGCACGCCACCCACCUGUAACUUUGGUUAAAUUGG
Messenger RNA from Magnolia sinica, 2286 nucleotides. Its product is annotated as putative clathrin assembly protein At1g25240. Gene Ontology annotation, cellular component: clathrin-coated vesicle; clathrin-coated pit. The transcript has 2 exons. Lineage: Eukaryota; Viridiplantae; Streptophyta; Magnoliopsida; Magnoliales; Magnoliaceae. The record is from RefSeq and is a predicted model, not a curated record. Gene Ontology annotation, biological process: vesicle budding from membrane; clathrin coat assembly; clathrin-dependent endocytosis. Gene Ontology annotation, molecular function: phosphatidylinositol-4,5-bisphosphate binding; clathrin heavy chain binding; 1-phosphatidylinositol binding. The coding region runs from base 306 to 1481 and encodes 391 amino acids.